This is a messenger RNA of Lactuca sativa (garden lettuce), 2140 nucleotides long. Its product is annotated as aluminum-activated malate transporter 9. The record is from RefSeq and is a predicted model, not a curated record. NCBI's taxonomy places the organism in Eukaryota, Viridiplantae, Streptophyta, Magnoliopsida, Asterales, Asteraceae. Gene Ontology annotation, biological process: malate transport.
GAUUUACCCAUCGCAAAAGUCAUUUUGCAGAAUGCCGACUCCGUAUCGCCCCUCUUUCCUCGAAGUUGUCAUUACACUCUCGUGUCAUUGUCUCCUUUCCUCUCGAUUCCACACUUUAAACCCAUCAACAUGAAUGAUUUUGCCCAAAAAUGGUUCAUUCUAUCCUCCAUCUAACUGGUUUUUUGGGGAAACACAUCACAAAAGGGGCUUUAAUUCCAUCCACAACUGCUAUUUCAUCUGAUAGAUGCAAGUUCAGUCUUCAACAACCCUGUAGAAAUGGGCAACAAACAUGGUUCAUUAGAGAACAUGGAAAGAGAGAGACUAAUUCCGUCGUCAUUAGAACAAACAUAUGGUGUGCACGAGGAUGAUGGUGAAGUGAAGGCUUGUGGGUGCUUUUGUUUAGGUUCAAUCCGAAAGAAAUUCAAAGGUUUAUGGAGUAAUUUACGAGCGGUGGUAGUUAAUUCUUGGGAAGUUGGUCGAUCGGACCCUAGAAAGGUUGUGUUUUCUGCGAAAUUGGGAUUGGCUUUGGCUUUGAUUUCUUUCUUGAUAUUUUGGAAAGAACCUCUUCCCGAUAUCAGUGAACACUCCGUUUGGGCUAUACUUACUGUUGUGGUUGUCUUCGAAUUCAGUAUAGGCGCAACAUUUAGCAAAGGAUUGAACCGUGGACUAGGGACUUUAUCAGCGGGUGGACUUGCUCUUGCGAUGGCCGAGUUUGCUCACUUUUGUGAACGCUUUGGGGCUGCAUGGGAUGAAGCUAUUAUUAUCAUCAGCAUAUUUACAGUAGGAUCACUUGCUACUUUUGCAAAACUUUACCCUACAUUGAAGGCGUAUGAAUACGGAUUCAGAGUGUUUACUUUGACUUAUUGUUACAUAAUGGCAUCGGGGUAUCGAACAAAUGAGUUCAUGGGGACUGCUGUUGAUCGGUUUUUGCUAAUUGCAUUGGGAGCUGGUGUUGGUUUGCUUGUAAAUGUUGGAAUUUAUCCCAUUUGGGCUGGUGAAGAUUUGCAUAAUUUGGUUGUGAAAAAUUUCUUCAAUGUUGCUAACUCUCUUGAAGGUAUUAUUAACCAAUACUUGAAUUGUGUUGAAUAUAAACGAAUCCCUUCGAAAAUCCUCAAUUACCAAGCGUAUGAUGAUCGGCUUUAUACCGGAUAUAGAUCGGCUGUGGAAUCUACAAGUCAAGAGGACACUUUGAUGGGAUUUGCAAUUUGGGAGCCUCCACAUGGUCGUUACAAGAUGUACAAGUAUCCAUGGAGAAAUUUUGUGAAAGUUAGUGGUGCUCUUAGACAUUGUUCUUUUAUGGUUAUGGCAUUACAUGGAUGCAUACUCUCGGAAAUACAGGCUCCGGCGGAUCGGAGACGGGUUUUCCAAGACGAACUUCAGAGAGUAAGCACCGCCGGAGCCAAAGUCCUCCGGGAGCUCGGUAACAAAGUGAAGAAAAUGGAAAAACUCGGAUCGCUAAACAUCCUCGACGAAGUUCUCAAAGCGGCGGAAGACCUACAAACGAAAGUCGAUCGGAAAUCCUACCUUCUCGUCGAUGCAAACAGUUGGGAAAUCGGAAAACCUGCGAUCGAAUUUCAAGACAUUCAAGACAUAUCAAAAACCGACGACAACGAUCCAUUCAAAUACCACGGGUACCAUUCGUUCAGCGAAGCCCGACUCGAUUUGGGAACAUCGAGGAGUCCUGAAACUACGAAUCUGCCAUUCGCGGGUACAAACGGUUUUCACAAAUCGUUGACUAGGGAAUUCUCGUUUAAACCGGAAAGAAUGGUGAUUCAAGAUGAAGGGGAUACGUACAAGAGUGCAAGCGUGCUUUCUUUGGUGACGUUUACUUCGCUAUUGAUUGAAUUUGUGGCGAGGCUUGGGAAUUUGGUGGUGGCGUUUGAGGAAUUGAGCGAGACGGCGAAGUUUAAGGCGCCGCCGGCGGAGGGGAGGGUGGAAGAGGAGGAGGUUUGUGGGUUUUGGGGUAGGUUUUGGAGGUUUGUAAAGCCUAGGGAUAGAAAUGACAACUUGUUAGCUUAGAAAAAAAAAAACCUAAUUUCUUUUCCAUUGUUAAUUUUGGGGAUUUCAUGUUUCAGCCAUGGAAAAGGGUUUUAAUCUUUGGUAGUAGUAAUAACAAAUAAUUCGGGAUCUUUCGUUUAAA